Drechmeria coniospora is the source of this 2340-nucleotide messenger RNA. RefSeq lists its product as uncharacterized. Gene Ontology annotation, cellular component: mitotic spindle; nuclear envelope; kinetochore. The transcript has 2 exons. Bases 1 to 2340 code for a protein of 779 amino acids. Gene Ontology annotation, biological process: mitotic spindle assembly checkpoint signaling; attachment of mitotic spindle microtubules to kinetochore. The record is from RefSeq and is a predicted model, not a curated record. Lineage: Eukaryota; Fungi; Ascomycota; Sordariomycetes; Hypocreales; Ophiocordycipitaceae.
AUGCGGAGCCAAACGCCGCUGGAGGGGGAACGCGGUGGUCCAGGAAGUCGACGCAUGUCCGCCUCGAAUCGAUUCCGUGCGAGCACAUCCAACUUGCCGCGACCUCAAACGAACAUCCGGGAGCCAAGGGUCACUUCAUUCCGAGCGACGCAACCGACGUACAAUCUCCUCACCGGAGCCGAAUCAAAUCCCCGACCUGGCUCGCGGCAGAGCCAGGCUGCUGAAUCGGUCCGCCCCGCCUCCCGACAAAGCCAUGCUGCGGACUCGGUUCGGCCUGGCUCGCGCGAGAGUUCAAAGGAAAACAUGGCGCCGCCAGACGCAGACGAGUACGAAAAGUACCGACGGGAGAUAGAAACGCUCAAAGCCGAGAUCGGCACCCUUCAGUAUCGGGUACAGACGUCGGAGCAGGAAAGGGAGAUUGCCCUGUCCCAACAGAGCAACAAGCUCGAGCAGUCUCGGCGACGCGAGCAGGAAGAGGUGCAGCAGCGGCAAGCAGCCGAGACGGAAAAGGCCAAGGCCGCACUCCAGGUCGAGUCGGCGAGACGCGAGAUGGACGAGCUCAGGGAAUCUGCCGAGAUGGAGCAAAAGGCACUCGAGCGCAAGGCGCGUGCUGCCCAGGAUGAAGCCUCCCUCCUGCAGGAACAGCUCGAGGACCUCGCCUCCGCCAAGGAGGAAGCGGCGAGGAUAUCCGACAAGAAAACGACAGACUUGCAGAUGCAGGUCGCCGCCUGCCAGAAUUCGGUCCGGGAGCUGGAGCAAACGAACCAAGCGCAGGAGGAAGAUCUGCAGCAGGCUCAGGGCCAGCUGGCGGAUCGAGACAUGCAGAUGGCCAGCUUGGAAGCCGACGUUCUGCGUCUCAAGGCCCACAGCGGCGACGCGGAAACCAUGGAAAUCAUCAGGAGGGAGCUGUCGGAGCAGGUCCAGCAUAUUCGUGCUUUGGAGUCGACCAAUCGCGACCAAUCAUCCGAGUUGAAGCACCUGAGAUCAAUCUGCAAAGCCGUCGAGAUCGUCGAGGAGGAAAAGCGGACACUGCAGCGCAGGCUCGAGAUGGCCGAGACUCUCGAGGCCGAGCUCACCGAGGCACGACUCCAGCGUCACAGGCUGGAGGAUGAGCGUUUGGCCUGGACCGCGUACCUGAAGAAUGCAUCCGAAACGGGAGAUGAUGAGUUCGACUCGCCGGAAGCCAUGGCUCGUGCGCUGGUGCAGGGGCGGCUGACGGCCGCCUCGUACGUCGAGCAGCUGGGCACCUUGCGUGCCGAGAUAAUAGCGCUGGAAAAUACGGCCAAGACGCUCCGGGAGGAAAAGGCGCAGCUUGCGGAUCAAGCGGAGGCUGCCAAGGCUUCGGCCGGGGCGGUGUCGGUGGAUAAAGCUCGCAUGCGAAUCGACCGCCAGCGCACCAUGGCUCUCAAGGAGGUCGAGUACCUGCGCGCGCAGCUCAAAGUCAUCGACAACGAAGAUCACACGAUGCAACCGGCGCAGUAUGACGACGCACGCGCGGCCCGCAUUCGGGAUCUCGAGCUGCUGGUGGACGAUUACAAGGCCGAGGUGCAAACGCUGCAUGCCGAGAUGUCCGCGGCCGAGCCGGGCGGCAACGUGGCGCCGAUGGUGGGGACAAAACGACUCCGCGCUCAAGACGAGGACGCCCAGGAACAGCUGGGGCAGUUGAACCGCAAGAAUCGUACGCUCCAGGACGAGCUCACAAACCUGCAGACGGAGAUGGCGCUUCUGCAAAAGGACCUGGCAGCCAGCCGGGAGCAGCUGUCGGCCACGAAAGAGCACAGUCAGACGCGCGUGCUGUCCUUGCGAUCGAACCCCACGUCGGACCACGAGGCCAUCAAGCGCAGCACGUUGGAGGCGCUCCGAAAGGAGAACGUUGACCUGCUAGCCAACCUUCGAUCGAGGCACCCCGACCCGACCGUGCCGGUCAUCCCGACCUCUGUGCUAGGCGCGAUGGAGCGGGAAAUCAUGGCAGCAAAGGCCGAGACGGCAUCGGCCAAGAAAUCUGCCCAGAGGCUCAAGGAAGUCUGGGGGUCGAAAUCGCAGGAGUUCAAGGAGGCCAUCUUCUCCACCCUCGGCUGGACUGUCACCUUCAUCCCAAAUGGCAAGAUGCGGGUGGAGAGCACAUUCUUCCCGUCCAAGACGGACGAGCACGAGAACUCGAUCGUCUUUGACGGCGAGCGAGGCACCAUGAAGGUCGGCGGUGGACCCAAGAGCGCGUUUGCGAGACGCAUCGGUGAUCAGAUCGGCUUCUGGGUGAGGGAGAAGGGGUGCAUUCCGGGAUUCCUGGCGGCAUUGACGCUCGAGUUUUAUGAGGAUCACACAAAGGCUGUGCGGGAUUGA